This is a messenger RNA of Striga asiatica, 1023 nucleotides long. NCBI's taxonomy places the organism in Eukaryota, Viridiplantae, Streptophyta, Magnoliopsida, Lamiales, Orobanchaceae. The record is from the annotation of a GenBank genome assembly.
UGGACACACACCCCAAUUAUUUCGCCUUUCUUUCCGGUGGCACCCACACCCCUUUGUUCUUUCCCAAUCACAGCUGCACACACCAUUGACACCAACACAGAAUUCAACUUGUGUGCGCCUCGCUUUCAAAAACCCCCUCAAAAAAAUCUCAAAUUUAUUCAUUUUCUUUUACCACAUUUAGUUUUUUAUCAUAAUAUUUAGACCAGUGAGCGUAACGCAUAAACGCGGCCCCUUUCUCGCUUCUACUUCACUCCCUCUCUCUCUCUAAAAAAACCGACCUUUUUUCGUAAUAUAUGUGUGAAGAGAAGGGGACAUAAAAAAAUUGAUGUAACUAGUAGAAAUCUGUUCAAUCUGCCGAAAAAGAGAAAUAAUUUAAUUUUUAAGUGUUCAGGAUUUUUUUGUUUAUUUUUGUCUUUUAUAGAGAUGGGUUCGUGUGCUUCGGUGCACAAAGGCACGGCGUCGGCCGUGAAGGUCCAGUUUUCGAUCGAGUCGAAGGAUGGGAAGGUUUUGGCCCCGUCGCCGGUCAAAGAGCGGGCAGAUUUGGUCAACGGUGGCGAUCGUACGGCGGUGGAUGUAGCAAUAGCACCCAAGCUUCAGUUGUCGCCGGCUCGAUUUGUUCACGCAGGCAGAAAAGAUGAAGCCUUCUUUGAUUCUCAACCAUGGUUAGAGUCGGAUUGUGAGGAUGAUUUCUUUAGCGUUAACGGUGACAAGAAGAAGAGGCUCUCCGAGCUCUUCAACGAGUCCCCUGACAAGGAAACUGCAUCAUUACCCAACAGCAGCCACCAAAACGGGCCCCAUGAGCCAACAGGCUUAGCACGAAGGCCCAAAUCAUCGAGCGGGACUCCUUACUUCUCCAGGUCCAACUCUAGGGCGAGCAGCGAGAGAACCCCCUCCAACUUUGGUGGGCCCACUGAGAAAGAAGAAGACAAGGCGACGCAGUGUUGUCUCCCGAAGCUGAUUUCGAGCCGUAGCUUUAGUGAGAGGAGGAAGAAAGCCACGAGCCCGGUUGGGAAAGUCGGAUGA